UUCAAGACAAGUGCGUUAGACUUUGAAUAAAAAGAAGAGAUCAUCAGGUCAUGACCAACAAUGGAAGUGAGGAGUGGGUUCAGUAUUACCAGCAGAGCGUUGAUCCGCAGGCUGAAUUUGUUGACUCCACCAUUGUCACCUCCAUGAGCUCAAGCAACAGCACCGAUCAAAAUCCCGCCAACCCCGGCUGCAACAACAACAGCAACAGCAUCAUCAAGAGCCAAUCAAAGCCAACCAGAAGAAGAUCAAGAGCGUCGAAGAAGACUCCGACAACCAUCCUUAAUGCCAACACCACCAACUUCAGAGCCCUGGUCCAGCAAUUCACUGGCUGCCCUAGCACCUCCAUCUCUUUCGGGUCGACCCACCGCUGCAGCCCGCUCAACUUGAGUUUUGUGGGUUUCGGGCACGAGCAGCAGGUGGUCUCUUCUGCGGAGGCAUCUCUUCGGAGCGAUUAUUCCUAUGGUGUCCAAGUCCAACAUCAAGCUAGGCCAUCACAGCAGUUGCACCAGGAGCAAUCGGAGUAUGCGAGUAUGAUGAAUUCCUCAUUCAAUGAGGUAACCGACACUGAUGAUGCUUUUGCUUCGACCAUGCCGCUGUCUAGCAACUUCAUGGACGUCGCGACUGAGGAUAUCUUCAGUGGGUAUCCCAUGGACGAUCUGCCUUACCAAGUUUAGCUAGCUAGCUUCAUCCUUGAUCCAAAAUGGUGACAACCAACUAAAACAUACUUGGUUAGCAUGUAUUAGACACAGACCAGUUCUUCAAAAUCUUAAGUCGUUGCACAGUCUUACUUUAUCAGUACUGAAGAUGUAAUUUACCUAUAUAUGCCUCUAAUUCUGGCUUC
Molecule: messenger RNA, 841 nt
Organism: Rhodamnia argentea
Lineage: Eukaryota; Viridiplantae; Streptophyta; Magnoliopsida; Myrtales; Myrtaceae
Product: VQ motif-containing protein 22
Exons: 1
Coding region: 51-674 (207 amino acids)
Source: RefSeq, a predicted model, not a curated record